AUGCAAAGCUCUGCCAUCGUCAACAACCAUCCUUUACAAACCGUUUCCGUCUUCUGUAGGCCAGAGACGUCUGAAACAAACGAAACGCCAUGCCUUUACAAGCCUCUUGGUGCUUCUUCUUCUCACUUGUCUUCUUGUUCCUCAACGAUAGCCCCUACCCAUUUCUACAGGCAAAACUAUCUACCCAUUUACGCUGAUGUCUCCGGCGUUUUUUCAUCACUUAAUGCCCUUGAUAAGAUUCAUGAAACUGAACUUGAAACCAUAAUGGAAACUCGUCCAGAAACGCCUCCAGUUCUUGAUGGGAUAGCUGCUGUGGUUGGCCAACACGUUCUCUUUGGUAACAAAACCAACCCCACCGCUCCCACCACCACAACCGAACUCAGCAACAGUGUAAUUCUAUCGGAUGCUACCAGUAGUAAACUAGAAGUGCCAGGUUUCCUUUCGGCGUCUCAACGUUUCGGGUCUAACAAGAGAAAUGUCAGUCCUGCUGUUGCUGUUUCAGUGCAGAAAAGCUAUAGAGGGGUACGAAAGAGGCCAUGGGGAAGGUGGUCAGCGGAAAUACGUGACCGUAUUGGGCGGUGCCGGCACUGGCUAGGCACGUUCGACACGGCUGAGGAGGCUGCGCGUGCGUAUGACUCGGCCGCGAGGCGGCUGAGAGGGUCAAAAGCCAAGACCAACUUUGAAAUUCCAUCGGUUUUGCCUCUCGCAUCACCCUCUACUUCAUCUUCAUCUACGGAGGCAAAGAAGAAGGUCAAAGGUAAAGUUAAAACUGAGAGGAAAUGCGCAGUGGUUACCUCCGUGGCUCAUUUGUUCAGUCCAAGUAGCUUUGGUGGCAGUGAAGGGAAAGGGAAUGUGGAGUUGGAGUUGAAAUUGGGUGUGGGACUUAAUAGCAAGGGUACUGCAUCAAAUACUAGUUUAGUGAAACAGGCAAUUCCUCUCUGUUAG
This is a messenger RNA of Theobroma cacao (cacao), 945 nucleotides long. RefSeq names its product Integrase-type DNA-binding superfamily protein. Lineage: Eukaryota; Viridiplantae; Streptophyta; Magnoliopsida; Malvales; Malvaceae. The record is from RefSeq and is a predicted model, not a curated record. Gene Ontology annotation, biological process: regulation of DNA-templated transcription. Gene Ontology annotation, molecular function: DNA-binding transcription factor activity; DNA binding.